Messenger RNA from Drosophila kikkawai, 1367 nucleotides. Its product is annotated as E3 ubiquitin-protein ligase MARCHF5-like. Gene Ontology annotation, biological process: protein polyubiquitination; regulation of mitochondrial fission. NCBI's taxonomy places the organism in Eukaryota, Metazoa, Arthropoda, Insecta, Diptera, Drosophilidae. Gene Ontology annotation, molecular function: zinc ion binding; ubiquitin protein ligase activity. The record is from RefSeq and is a predicted model, not a curated record. Gene Ontology annotation, cellular component: mitochondrial outer membrane.
UUUAGCACUGUCAGAUCGGUGUGCAACAUCUAUACUUUUGUAGUUCCGUAUGUAGGAGCUAGACAAUAGGAGAAAGCUUACAUAUAGAGAGAAGUAAACAAUUAGAUAUUAGGAAGUAUUAGGUUUUUUUUAAAAAAGUUAAAGACUCUAACCAAGAUAUGGCUGACAACAAUGUGUCCCAAGUUAACACAAAUCCAGGAAGAGCAGGCGAAAUCUUCACCGGAGAUAGUAAUCACACGAUGCCGAUUAUACAAGAGGAUCCUGAGGAGCCAGAGCGUUGCUGCUGGAUCUGUUUUGCCACCGACGAGGACAACCGGCUGGCGGCAUGGGUGAAGCCUUGCCAGUGCCGUGGCUCUACCAAAUGGGUGCACCAGAGUUGCCUUUAUCGCUGGAUUGAUGAAAAAAUGAACAAUGAGAAUGAGAAUAAUGAACCACCGGCACGUUCCGUGUCCUGUCCGCAGUGCCUGACAGAAUACAUUCUAGAAUUUCCGCAAAUGGGCACCGUCGGCUUAGUCCUGGAAGCACUGGAGACUUUUAUGUCACGGAUAUGUCCCUACCUGAUGGCUGGCUUCUUUAUCUCUGCGGUCUAUUGGACAGCCUCAUCGUUUGGUGCGGUUACGUUAAUACAACUUCUGGGCUAUGAACAAGCCUUGCCCUUGAUGCAGGCCUGCGAUCCCCUAUUCCUAGUGUUUGGAUUGCCUUUCAUUCCCAUUGGCCUGGUGCUAUGUCGCCUGAUUUGCUGGCAGGAUGCUGUGCUACGUGUGAUACAGGGCCGCGAAAUUGUGGAGGACGAAAUCCAGGAGCUGGAGGAGCAGCAGGGAAUUUUUAGAUAUCCAACCGUACCGAUAGUAUCCGAACCUCCAACGGCCGCUCGUGUUUUCUUUGGAGCAAUUUUAUUGCCAACCAUUUCAUGCGCUGUGGGAAAAAUAUUGUUCAACUCGGUGGAGACCACAUUUUUACGCACUCUGCUCGGUGGAUUUACCUUUAUCGCGGUCAAGGGUAUCCUUAAGAUAUAUCUCAGGUAUAAGCAAUAUGUUAGACGCAAGAAUCUUCGCAUCAUGGAUUACACUGAGGAGAAUAUACGCACUUAUAUGCCCCAAAAUAAUGAUGAUUUCGAGGAUAUCGAUAUGAAUAUAGACAUAGAUCAGGAUUUGGAUAUAGAUCAAGAUUAGCCUAAUCAGAGUUUAUAUGAAAAUGAUAUUUUUCUACAAUUAUUAUUUGCGUUUCAAGUUAAUUCUCAUGCCAAACGUGGAACAUAUUCUUCAAACUUCUCUUUUGGCAAUCAAAAAUCUUUUCCAAAUGAAUCUUUUUGAGCUAAAUUUAUUGUUAUAAAAAUUAACAAAGUACAAAUGUGUAGUCUAAAUAAA